Messenger RNA from Oikopleura dioica, 678 nucleotides. NCBI's taxonomy places the organism in Eukaryota, Metazoa, Chordata, Appendicularia, Copelata, Oikopleuridae. The record is from the annotation of a GenBank genome assembly.
AUGGUAAGAGUGAUCGAUUCCGCCGACCAUGAUUGGUGGUGGGGAGAAUGUAACAACCGAGAAGGCUGGUUUAGUACUGCAUUUGUUCGCGUAGUAGAAGAAUCGAGCCACCCUUUGGAUUUGUACAAAGCGGUCAAAACACAGAGUGCUCAAACGGCAAAUCCCUACGACAGCAGAUUCCAGCCUAAAAUAUGCGAGGAUGACUCGACAAAAGCGACAGUGGCCAAUUUGGCCGCAAGAUUCAAGGGACUACUUGAUGAAAUCAACGAAGAGAAGAAAUCAAACGAAGUCUUCCUUGAAAUCGAUACUUGGCAAAAUAAGGUCCACCAAUGGACAGGCCCUUCUCUCAAGCACACUUCGUCAGAACUGGUAUUUUACUCAGAAGGCAUUUUGUAUCAAUCAGCAGUACGAGAAUCCGUCAUGCUUUACCUUUUCGACAACCAGCUCGUUUUCUGCGCUAGGACGGGUGAUGGCGGGCUCAAGCUCAAAAAUCGCUUCGACCUAGCACGGACGACGUUCUCUUGCGAAAAUGGUCUCUUUAGAAUUUAUGAAAAGCAGGACGGACUUAAAAGCUGUGCGCUAAUGCAGGUGUAUAUCAAGAACAAGAAAGAUAGAGAGAAGUGGCAGUAUUUGCUCAAGUUGGAGAUUGGAUUCGCGAAGAUAAAGGAAUGGUUUUGA